Varroa destructor (honeybee mite) is the source of this 4992-nucleotide messenger RNA. RefSeq lists its product as uncharacterized. Gene Ontology annotation, biological process: protein ubiquitination. Gene Ontology annotation, molecular function: ubiquitin-protein transferase activity. The record is from RefSeq and is a predicted model, not a curated record. Lineage: Eukaryota; Metazoa; Arthropoda; Arachnida; Mesostigmata; Varroidae.
UAUAGCAGAUUUGUUUUCUAUCAAACAAUUGCUCUUAGGUGAAGCUUUGUCGUGCCAUGCCCUAUUUUGGUGUGCAGGUGCAUAGGAAAGUUCAAUGUUUAAUAUAACAGUUACUGGUUAUAAUGGGUUUACUGUGAAGUAGUAGACUACUAAAAUGCGAAAAGCUGAACUGCCCUUCACAAUGGCUGAAUGUGUUUAAGUUCACUGGCACUGUCAUCAUUGUGAAUGGGCCAAGGCAAUUCGUCGAAGCACUGAUCUUAAGCAGAGCUUCGUUUCCAUUCGGUUUACUAGCAAGAAACCAACUAACCAUAGCAGUGUAACCGAAGGUAUAAGACUGCGUGAAGAGUUGCGAUGGCGACAAUAAUAGCACGCGUCAACGCAGCAAUUAAUUUCGUUACCGAUCUAGUCGGCUACACAAUAAGGAUUAACUACUUCCUAGGAGAGGCGCUCUUUACGUUACUGUCAUGGGCUUUUGGUCACGUGACGACGGGAACGCGGACGCUGCUGGCACUAAUCAAGAUGGCGGUUUUUGAUCUAGGCCAGUUUGUUGAGGAUCUAGGUGGAUACGUGGCAGCGUUGGUGGCUGUCGCGGAAGGAUUGGUCAACCUUAGUUGUCAAUUAGUAGCUACUUUAUUUUUUGCUUUCCUCUCAGCUCUCGCAUCUUUUGUAUCAGUUGUAAUAGGGGUAGGCACCUCGGUGUAUGUCACAAUCAGCUCUAUCCUGGACGCUAUCAAGCAACUCACACAGGUUGGCGCCAAAAGUCUAGUACUCGUGUUGCACACGAUACCGCUUGGCCUGGCAAAUGGUGCAAAACAAGCCUGUCGAGCACUAGUGGCUGGAUGGCUGGCAACGAAAGAGGUUGCCAUAAGUGUAGUCUACAAUAUCACUGAUGGAGUGUGCCUACAAUAUCGCAAUGCACGAAGCCUCUUUCGGGGUCUACCUGGAGAAGCUUACCUCGGCGUUUUUCUGUUAAUCACCUUGCUAAUGGUGGUUCAUUACACUAUACGUGCUAUCUACUUGAACCGAGCUUUGCUUCUCCAUCGAUCUUAUCACGUAACUAUGAAAGUACUGUCGACACUUCGCAAUGGAGUUAACGCUUCACUCUCCUUAAGCUGGUUGCAAGCACUGCCUGAUAGGAUAGGCGGCACCUCCUCUGGAAGCCCCGGAGGAGAAGAGGAGAUUGACUCUUCGCCUUCAUCAUCGUUUGAGUCGACGCCGCCCUACAAUCUGAGACAGAGAAAGCCUGGCCAACGGUCAUCGCGUGUGUCGCGUAUUGAUUCUAUAAAGCGGCAACUCCAGGCAGAGAAAGAGUCUCGUCUAUGUGUCAUUUGUAGUGACCGCCGGCGCAGUGUUGUUGUUCUUCCGUGCCGACACUUUUCCUUUUGUGGUCCAUGUAUUAAUCAGUCAGUAAGAUACUACGAUCAUUGUCCUGUUUGCCGCACAACCAUUGAAGAGGUCGUCCCUGUCUAUCAAUAGCUUGACUACGCCCAGCAGCUACACUACCAAUGUAAUGCUAUCUAUUUUGUCUAGACAUAAUAGGAAAAAGAGGAACAAUCAUUUUCACUAAUUGAUAUUUUGAUACUCGUGAUGACAGAUGAUUGUUUUAGCAGAGAGAAGAUAUAUAUAAGAACGCGCGUCAGUAAUUAGUGGCAUUGGAUCUGUGACCGUCGUGAUCGUCCGGCAUCUUUGUUGUCGUGUGAAUGGCAAGAAUUCGUUAGUAAAUAGCUCCUGCAAUCAGUAUUUGAGAGAUUUCUAGCAUUAUACAAUUCUAUACUUGUACAGUAAAACGAUCUUCAUUCUCAGAAAGCGUCACUCUCUUAAGAAAAACGAGUUCCCUCGGGUUGACCUAAAUUUUGUUUUCAAAUUUAACUACUGCAGCAGUAUUUUUAUAAAUAUUGGCACAAUCUUUUCCAUGAUGGUGGGAUAACGGUGAACGUCGUGAUGUACAAUGCUUCUACAACGAUAAAAUGCUUAAAUAAUGUUUAUAAUGGUCGAAGAAAGAGAAACGCGUAUGUUGGGCUAAGCACUUGCUACUAUAUAUAUACAUAUAGAAGACGUUCACUGUUAUCUUUUAACACGCGUCCUGCUAAUAAUAGAGGUAUAUCCAUGGAGACAAGUACGAGUAAUUAAGAUAAAUUAUAGAUGUUAGAAAGACCUUUUACGUCGAGCUAGAUUUAUUCUCACGCCAUCACACUGCUAAACAUCGAUAAGAGAUUUUUCCGUUGAAUUCAAUCUGCUAAAUAUGCUAACCAUUGUAAUAGAUAGGGUUGACUAGGUGGCCGCGAGAAUAUCGUAAAUUCUGGGUUUGAAUAUACCCUGAAUGGCGAAAAUAGGUGAUCGGUGAACAGGAUCAGAGUGUUCGAGGCUACUGAAAGUUUUUAUGUAACAUCUGAUUAUUAUCGUUCAGGUCUAAACAGGAUGCUGCUUGAAAAUGAAUUUUAGCAUAAGCACCAACUAGAGAAAUAGCUGCGUUGGAUAUUUCUAUCUAAGUAAGGCACUGCAGUAGUACCUACCCUUUUCGUAGGUUACUUAGUAUUAUUCCGCUCUAGCAGUCAACGAGUGGAAAUCCGAAAUUUGAGUGAAGACCUCGAGCAAGGAACUCAAGCUAGUGCGAAUGCUAUCAUGUAUUCGUUUUGGGCCUUUUUAAGAUUAAUAAUAGCUUUAUGAACGUUUUAGUGUGAGUGUAUGUUAUCUGUCUGUGUGGUUGUCGCGAUAGCAGUUGGAUCUUAACAGCGUACUAGCCGAAUUAGAGCGUUCGUUGUCUGCCUCUGAGACACGAGUACGCUAGAUAAGGUAAUGGUCGAAACACACAUUUGUAAAAGCGAAUAAGUUGAGUGAAACGAUGUGCCUGAGUGUCUUCGGUUGUAAAUUCAUUCUAUCCUAUAUGAGUACAAGUGAUGAGAACGGCUGCAUAGACCGUGAAUAUAUCUUUGCUAUUGUACGCUUCGUAUGCAGGGCUAAUACCUUUCACACCACUUCCUAGGUACUUUUCUUUUCCUACAGUCAAGCGAAAGUGUGUUCAACGAGCGGCAUUGUGCUACCAUGUUCUCUCAUAUAUCCAAAUUCAAAGCAUGGAUUUAUUUGUCUUUAGAGCAGCGAAAGAACAAACUUUCAUUAUAUAUAUAAAAAUGUUGUCCUACGUUAGGUUCGACGUUGUAUGGGAGAAGGAUCGAUACAUGCCGACAGCGUAACGUACAAUGUAAAAAUAAGAGUUGUAUAAUAGUACUGCACGUUAUGCUAACAGACAUUACCUCUAGCUUGGGUUAUUUAAGUCUAAGAAACAUACGCACACACGUACAUUCUAAGAUUGCAUUCAUUUUAGAGACGUUUCCGAUUAUCUGGCCGUUGAUAGAUGCGAGAGUCAGCUCAGGCGACUAAGUAGAAGCCGAUUACUAGCCACUAGUUGACCAAUUGUCGCACUACCGGACGAGAUUGAGGAAAUAUUAAACAUCAGCAGAGGCGAUAAAAAAAUACCCUGCUGCAUUCAGGGACUCAGUCAUAUCAAAGAUCCGCUUUGUGAUGACUCCAUAACAUUUUCUCUAAACGCAUAGUGUCUUUUGUUUAGCUUCGAUUCAGUGGUGUGUGCAUUUGCUGUUACCCGUAUGCUAAGAAUGGCUUUAUGUGAAAAUUCAGUUCACUGCCGAUGAUGCCAUGAUCAACCUUAAUGUGCUCGUAGAGCAAACGUUUACGUUUGAGACAAUAAAGGUCGGUUCCCGAUUCGCCGCGUGUAAGUAUUGCAAUCCUGUUUAAACAGAUAAAUCCACUGUAAUCAGGCAAGCGAUGUUGUUUAUUGUGAUAGAUAGCGUUAUUUCAAUUGCUGCGUACACCUAUUUUUUUACGGCGACAAACAAAGUAUCGACUGGGCUAAAUUCACUUGUCAACUAAAUGUGGCACAGAAAGCGAGCCACCCAAAUACAGCGGUCUACGAUACGUAGUAACGGAAAUGACUUUUUAUUCCCUGGAAAUAGAAGCACUUAAUUAAACGUUAUCUACGUUUUAAAUUAAAUUGAUUAAUCUGAUUUCAGAUGUGGCAAGGGUAAUCUAACGCCACUGAAACGCAGCGGAGUUCAGAGAAAACUCUAGGUAUGCGUGCCUCUCAGAAAUAUUUUAUGCCGAUUAUAACGAUUAGGUAAGCAGUUAGGAGACUGAACACGUUUGGCCAACGACACAAGCCAUCCUAUAAAGGACCAUAGAAAAUUCUGGAUAAGAAGGUUGAAAUAAAUCAUUUUAGAGCGUUCUGCAUUAAAUAAACGUUGAAUUGCCAAAAACGCUGUAGAGAAAUAAGUUACUUUACAAACACUAAGCAAGUUCGUGGGAACUGCGGUUACUGUUAGAUUUUGCAAAUUUCGAAUAACGACUUUGAUAAAUCCAGCUUUUCUGUAUUGCAGAAAAUAUGUCUCUUCAGCAGAGAUAAUGUGAAGCAAGUAAGGCUGUAUCGUUCUAGGUCAGUUUUAGUCAUAUUCCGUGUAGUCGGUCGCACAACGGACGGCGACAUAUAGUCGUCUCAUUACCCAUAAGAGCACAGAAUAGGCGGUUUUAUUCUGUCAGUGUAAGUACAAGUGGCCCCCUGGCGAGCGCGCUAGCUUACUCUCCUCAGACCCAGCCAAAAAAAACGCUGUAGAAAACAGCACGUUAUUAGAUAGCUGUUGCAUUGUAUCCUGUACCUUAUUGCGUUUAUCAUUUUACUGAAUAGCUGCGAUGCUUUACCCGCAUAUGCGAGAGCCAUCGGCCAACACCCGUCAAAUGUUUAUUCAAAAACUAUUUAGCUGAAAAAUAUUUAGCAAAAAAGAUAAAUAUCCACACAGUCCGUGUACUUGGGCAAUUCGAUUUGUCGAUGGGUUUGUUUACGUCUGCUAAAUGCGUUAGUCAAAUGCAGGAGCGCCUGCAAAUGCUCACGUGGGUAGAACAGUAGCGCAACUAUAUCAUCUGUCUGAUUUCUAUUGCAAUGAUAGAACGUAGAUUCCCUCGGAAAUAAUCGUGUAAUAAUCUCAA